GACUGCAGAGGCCGCGCCGCCUCCCCCGCCCGAGGUGCGCGCGCCCCGCCGCAGGGCGCAGACCCCGCGCGCCCGCCUGGGUUUGGGGCGCAAGUGCAGAGGCGGAGCCGGGGCGGAGCCAGCGCACCCGUUCCCCACUUCGGAACCGAAAGCGAAACACCGGGCCCGGGCAGAAGGGCGGAGCCGGCCGCGAGACCCCGCCCCCUGCCCUGCGCGGCGGCCGGACCGACGGGCGCGCCCAGCGAGGAGGGCGGCUGAGCCACGCAGUGCGGACCCUCGCGGGGACCUGCGCGCCACCACCAUGUCUCAGGAAGGUGUGGAGUUGGAGAAGAGCGUCCGGCGCCUCCGGGAGAAGUUUCAUGGGAAGGUGUCGCCCAAGAAGGCCGGGGCUCUGAUGAGGAAAUUCGGCAGCGACCACACCGGCGUGGGUCGCUCCAUCGUGUACGGGGUAAAGCAGAAGGACGGACAGGAGCUCAGUAAUGACCUGGACGCGCAGGACCCCCCAGAGGACAUGAAGCAGGACCGAGACAUCCAGGCCGUGGCCACCUCCCUCCUGCCGCUGACGGAGGCCAACCUGCGCAUGUUCCAGCGGGCCCAGGAUGACCUAAUCCCUGCCGUGGACAGGCAGUUCGCCUGUUCCUCCUGCGACCACGUCUGGUGGCGCCGUGUGCCCCAGCGGAAGGAGGUGUCUCGGUGCCGGAAAUGCCGCAGGCGCUACGAUCCGGUGCCAGCCGACAAGAUGUGGGGCCAGGCUGAGUUCCACUGCCCCAAGUGCCGGCACAACUUCCGGGGCUGGGCACAGAUGGGGUCCCCGUCGCCCUGCUAUGGCUGCGGCUUUCCUGUGUACCCCACACGGAUCCUCCCUCCACGCUGGGACCGGGACAUGGGCCGACGGAGCACACACACCCACUCCUGCUCGGCCGCCGACUGCUACAACCGUCGAGAGCCGCACGUGCCCGAGACGUCCUGUGCCCACCCCAAGAGCCGGAAGCAGAACCACCUGCCCCAGGUGCUGCACCCCAGCAGCCUGCACAUCAGCAGUGGUUCCACGGUGGCCACGUGCCUGAGCCAGUGCGGCCUCCUAGAAGACCUGGACAACCUCAUCCUGGAGGACCUCAAGGAGGAGGAGGAAGAGGAGGAGG
This is a messenger RNA of Oryctolagus cuniculus (rabbit), 1142 nucleotides long. It is a transcript of the gene SHFL, whose product is annotated as shiftless antiviral inhibitor of ribosomal frameshifting. Lineage: Eukaryota; Metazoa; Chordata; Mammalia; Lagomorpha; Leporidae. The record is from RefSeq and is a predicted model, not a curated record. Gene Ontology annotation, molecular function: ribosome binding; sequence-specific mRNA binding. Gene Ontology annotation, biological process: viral translational frameshifting; innate immune response.